AUGGCUCCCCACAAGCCCCAGCCCAAGAAGCUCAAGCAUCCCCCCCCUGCUGCUCCCCCUCCUGCCCCUGCUACUCCCCCUCCUCCUCCUGCUUCUCCUCCUGCUCCCCCCUUGGACAACUCACUCUCCUCCCUCAACUUUAACCCUCCUGCUCCCCCUUCCCCUGCUCCCCCCUCUGCAAUGACUCUGGUCUCCUCUCCUUGCCUUCCCCCUGCCACUGACACUCUGCAGCCUGUGAGUGUCAUGCAGACUCCAGCAGCUGGCCAGAAGAGGCCCUCUGAGGAGUCAAACACCCCCAGUGCUCCUAAGUGCCCAAAGCAACUCCCUGGCAAGCAUGUCAACAAUGCGGUGGACCUCACAAAGGCAACAAAGAAGUCCGUCACCCUCAAGGAGAAGCUUGCAGUGAAGGACCAGGAGAUAUUAGCUGAAAAAGCUAAAUCACUUGCUGCUCAAGCUAAACUGAUGAAGCUCCUUGAAUGUGAGAGGAGCAAAAAGAGGAAAGAAGAUGAGGCUGUCUCCACCCUCAUUCUGAAGCCUCUGGGACAGGCAGGGCAUGGGGAGAAAUGGAAUGGUUAUAGGCUCAUAGAGGCCAUGGGCCUCAAGGACCAAAAGGAGCUUUUCAACAACAUGAACAACAUGAACAUCACUGAACACCCUCCUGCCCUCCUCUCAACAAUCUACAAGCAGGUUAAGGAGAAGUCCCCACAGCUUGCUGCCUUUGAUGAGGACUGGCCCACCUGA
Molecule: messenger RNA, 741 nt
Organism: Dacryopinax primogenitus
Lineage: Eukaryota; Fungi; Basidiomycota; Dacrymycetes; Dacrymycetales; Dacrymycetaceae
Exons: 5
Coding region: 1-741 (246 amino acids)
Source: RefSeq, a predicted model, not a curated record